UGGUUCAACUGCUUAUUCAAAUAUAUGUAUAUAUUGCUUUGUCCAUCCGGCUUCUUCCUCUAGGGUUUUCAGGGUUUUGAAAUUCUGCCAAAGGGAAACCAUGGAUAGGUAUCAAAAGGUGGAGAAACCGAAGCCAGAAUCGCCGGUUAAUGAGAAUGAGAUUCGCAUCACAUCUCAGGGUUUAGUUCGUAACUACAUCAGCUAUGCCACCACUCUGCUUCAGGAGAGGCAAGUUAGAGAGAUUGUCUUAAAAGCAAUGGGCCAGGCAAUUAGCAAGACUGUGGCAAUUGCAGAGUUCAUAAAGAGAAGAGUUCCUAGAUUGUAUCAAGAUACCGCCAUCAGUUCAGUGAGCAUAACAGAUACCUUUGAACCCAUUGAAGAGGGCCUUCAGAUUGUGGAGCAGACACGCCAUGUCUCAAUGAUCACAAUUACCCUUUCUACUAAAGAACUUAACAAGAAUUCACCUGGGUAUCAAGCUCCAGUUAAUGUUGGUCAAACUAAACAGCAAUACAACUAUCAAUCACAGCAGCCAAUGCAACAGCAACCACCUAGACAAGCACGCGCUGUCUACAACACAGAUACAUAUGGGCGGGGAAGGGGCCGUGGCAGAGGGAGGGGAAGAGGCUGGAACAGGGGUGGUUAUGGAAAUUACAACUACUACCAAGACAAUGGGGGGUACUCGGGCGGUUAUUCAGGCGGUUAUUCAGGUGGUUAUUCAGGUGGCUAUUCUGGUGGAUAUUCGAACUGGGGGGGUAGAGGGGGUGGCGGUGGUCGUGGGGGUUGGGGUUAUCGCGGGACAGGAGCUGGAUAUGGUCGAGGCCGAGGUGCUGAUGGUGGUGGUGUAGGCGGCAGAGGCUACAGCCGUGGCCGAGGAAGGGUGGGCAACCGGCCAAGGGGCGGCGGCGGCGGGAUUCAAGCUUAGUUUGAAGGUUGUUUCUUGCUCUUUGCCUUGGUUUUGGUUUUGGUUUUCAAGUGGUGUUUCAAUGUUGAUCAUCGUCAUCGUCAUCAUCAUCAUCAAAGUAUUAUCGGUGUUGGGUUGGGGGCUUAUAAUAGUGUUGGGGUGAUGUGGGCUACAGUGCUGAAUCGUGUUUCUUUGCUGCUUUGGUUUUAUUUGUAAGCAAGCUUUGGUUUGGUUUUCAGAUUUUGUGGGUUUUUGUUUUUUAUUAAAGAAGUAAAAAGUUACGGGCAGAA
Andrographis paniculata is the source of this 1191-nucleotide messenger RNA. RefSeq lists its product as uncharacterized. The record is from RefSeq and is a predicted model, not a curated record. Gene Ontology annotation, molecular function: RNA binding. The transcript has 8 exons. The coding region runs from base 101 to 922 and encodes 273 amino acids. Lineage: Eukaryota; Viridiplantae; Streptophyta; Magnoliopsida; Lamiales; Acanthaceae.